CGCUUAUAAAGCGCGUACGCGUGGGCUGCGUGUGCUGGUUUGCGGCGAUGCGGUCGGUGUGUGCGGCGCUGUGUGCGGUUCUGCUGCUGCACGCUGUUACAGGUGAGCUCGACCCCCAGCAGGGGGAACCACCGCGCUGCCGUCUGGGCACGGUUCCGUGUAAGGACGGUUCGGACUGCGUGCUGUUUAACCAUGUCUGUGAUGGGGAGAGAGACUGUGCCGACGGCUCUGAUGAAGAGGACUGCACCACAGAGUGCGAGAAAGGCCAGUUCCAAUGUGCACACGGAAAGAUGUGUAUUGAGCAGAGUCAGGUGUGUGACGAUGUGGCUCAGUGCCAGGACCGGUCAGAUGAAUUGGACUGCUUUAAGCCAGCCGAGGGCUGCGGACACAGAUGCGGUAAACUCUGCCUGUCUGAGGUUUUAAUCUGCGAUGGACGGGUGGACUGCGAGGACGGCAGUGACGAGGCCGACUGUGAUGACGAAUCUGAAGCUGAAGAGGUGGAGGAAGUUCAUGCUGUCGGGACUGACCCCCCUGCUGUCCGGCCUCCCCUGCGCUGCCUGUUGGGCUCCUGGGCCUGCAGAGACGGGACCGAGUGCAUUCAGUACACCCACAUAUGUGACGGAGAGGAGGACUGCAGGGACGGCUCAGACGAGCUGGAGUGCGCCGAGGAGUGUGAAGCAGGCCAGUUCCAAUGUGCACACGGAAAGAUGUGUAUUGAGCAGAGUCAGGUGUGUGACGAUGUGGCUCAGUGCCAGGACCGGUCAGAUGAAUUGGACUGCUUUAAGCCAGCCGAGGGCUGCGGACACAGAUGCGGUAAACUCUGCCUGUCUGAGGUUUUAAUCUGCGAUGGACGGGUGGACUGCGAGGACGGCAGUGACGAGGCCGACUGUGGUGAUGAAUCUGUUGAAGCUGAAGAGGUGGAGGAAGUUCAUGCUGUUGGGACUGACCCCCCUGCUGUCCGGCCUCCCCUGCGCUGCCUGUUGGGCUCCUGGGCCUGCAGAGACGGGACCGAGUGCAUUCAUUACACCCACAUAUGUGACGGAGAGGAGGACUGCAGGGACGGCUCAGACGAGCUGGAGUGCGCCGAGGAGUGUGAAGCAGGCCAGUUCCAGUGUGCACACGGAAAGAUGUGUAUUGAGCAGAGUCAGGUGUGUGACGAUGUGGCUCAGUGCCAGGACCGGUCAGAUGAAAUGGGCUGCCUUAAGCUGGGUGAGGACUGCGAACACCAGUGCGGUAAACUCUGCCUACCAGGGUUCUUCAUCUGUGAUGGAUAUCUGGACUGUGAGGACGGCAGCGACGAAGCCAACUGUGGAGGCAGGACCUGCGGCAAUACGGAGUUCCAGUGUGCUAGCGGUCAGUGUGUACCAAUUAGUGGGCGCUGUGAUGGCAUCCCAGACUGCAGGGAUCACUCAGAUGAGAGAAACUGCAGUGACUGGACGGAGUGCCAUGAAGCAAGCUGUGCGGAGUCUCCGGUGCAGUGUGGGCAGUUUCAGUGGCCGUGUGCAUCCAAGACGCAGUGCGUUCCUCAGAGCUGGCGCUGUGACGGCACCAAAGACUGCGCAGACGGGAGCGACGAGGCUGCCUGUGACUCGUCUUGCCCUCCUCAUCAGUUCCAGUGCAGAAGUUCAGAGUGUUUGGACCCCUCUGUCCUCUGUAAUGGAGAAACGGACUGCAUGGAUGGGUCAGAUGAGGGCGGGGCCUGUUCUACUGAUGCAUGCACUGACCAGUCUCAGUGUGCACAUGACUGCUACAGCACACCUACAGGAACGAGUUGCUGGUGCAGGGUGGGCUACAGGCCUGUAGGUGGUGCUGUGGAAUGUGUGGACGUGGACGAGUGUGUGGAGACUCCAGCAGUGUGCGCUCACUCCUGUAUCAACUCUGUUGGGUCCUUCCAGUGUUCCUGUAACCAUGGUUAUCUUUUGGAGCCUGAUGGCCAUACCUGCACAGCCACAGGAGAGUCGUACCUGCUGGCCUCUGUCGAAUCUGAGCUGCUCCUGCUGGACCUGCAGACCUCCACCGUGGAUGUGCUGCUCUCCUCAGAGACGCUGCCUGCUCUGUCUCUGGACUACGACAUGCAGAAAAGGAGUGUGUACUGGGCAGAUGUAGAGGGUGUGAAGUGGAUCACGCUGGACAAGAAGGGCAGAGGAACUCUACUGAAAGGUGUGAGGGCGGGGAGCGUGGCAGUGGACUGGGUGGGUCGAAGCCUGUACUGGAUGGACAGAGUGGACGGUCAGAUAAACGCUGUGGGGCUGGAGGGCUCCGAGCCUGUGGUUAUAAUGUACAAGGACGUGGAGGAGCUGCAGGCGCUGGCUCUGCUGCCUCAGAAAGGGCUGAUGUUCUGGUCAGAAACUGGGGAUGAGGCUCAGAUAGGAAGAGCUGGGAUGGACGGAUCAGACAGACAAGUGCUGGUGCAGGACUCUGUACGCUGGCCUGUGGGUUUGGCUGUGGACUCGCUGAAGGAGCGCCUCUACUGGACGGAUGAGCAACUGCGCUGCAUUGGGUCAGCCACACUAGACGGGGAUGAUGUCAAGUUGCUCCAGAUGAUGGAAACCCCCAGUCCGUUCUCCUUGUCGGUGUUUGGUGACAUGGUUUACUGGUCAGACAUUCACAAAGGAACCAUCCAGAGAGCCCACAAAGUCACAGGCAAACAGCCACAGGUCCUGCUCAACCGCCCUGGACUGCCUCUCGGCCUCAAGGUCUUCCACCCGUUGUUGCAGCCGAGUGUGGCGAACCCAUGUGAGUCAAUGAACUGUUCUCACCUGUGUGUGUUGGCACCUGGUCUGGAAGGUGGUGUGUGCAAGUGUCCGUCUGAACUCGUGCUGGAUGAGGGCGGACUCGUAUGCCACGAACCCAAAGACCGCACCUUCCUCUUGCUGCUGUCCCCAACUGCAGUAACGCAGGUGACCCUGCAGAGCAGAGAUGCAGGUGUGGGUCUGCAGGACUGGCCGGAGCACCGGAGGAUCGACCUGCCUGGUGUGCAGGAGCUGAAGAAGCUGGAUCUGGUCAUUCAGGACAAGGCUCUGUACGUGUGGGAUGCAGGCCGAACAUCUGUGGGGCUGUUCAGAGUGAAGGACUCUGGGGCGUCGCAGCGUGGAACACUCUUCAGCCUGCUGAACAAUAUGCUGACCGCAAUGGCUGUGGACUGGGUCACUCUGAACCUGUACUGGAGCAGCAGCAGUCAGUCUGGCCUCUGGGUCACCUCAGCUAAGGGCACUGAGACCACCCUCAUCCUGCAGGAUGAGGUCAGGAACGCAAGCUCAAUCACGCUGCAGCCUGUGGCCGGCCGGAUGUGCUUCACCAACCGUGUCCAGCUUGGGAGGGUCCAGCUUGAGUGCUCUUAUAUGGAUGGACAGAAGCGGAACGUGGUGUGGGUGGACGCUGUUCAGCCGGUCUCCCUGAGUCUGUCUAAUGAAGAGAACAGGCUGUACUGGGCUGAUACCAGUCUCGGAGUCGUCGCCUCGGUCGGGGUUGAUGGCACUGCGUAUAAGGAGAUAAGAACAGAAGAAGGCUUGGUGACCUUUACUUUGGCCAACAAAGUUCUGGUCUGGAUCACGAGGAGAGGUUCCACGAAAUGCUGGUUCAGUAAUGACCAGCAGGGGGCGAUGCUGUGGUUUGAAGUGAAAGCUGAAAUUGUAGACGUGAAGGCCUUCAGUAAACCCAGUCAGACGGGCAGUAACUCCUGCUCCAUCAGUAACGGAGGCUGUGCUCAGCUGUGUCUGCCGCACCCCGGAGGCCGGACGUGUCUCUGUGGCAGUGCUUUUCUUUCCAUUAAUGAAAUGGGCUGUGCGCCGGACCCCCGCUGCCCCUCAGGAACGCAGCCGUGCGUGAGUGGAGAGGAGUGUGUCCCCCAGGAGAGAUUCUGUGACGGCCGGCCGGACUGCGCUGACCGUUCGGACGAGAUCUGCGUCCAGGACGAAGCUAAACGUAUUGAUGACCCUAAAACAAACCGCUUUCGUCCAGGCUCUGGAUCCCUGCCGGCUGGACCGAGGUCCUUCAACACCACCGUUUUGGUGAAGAAUCCAGGUUCUGAUGUAGACCUUUCUCACGGUCCGAAAUUCCCUCCUCCUGCGACUCCACGCAGUCGGGAUAACGUUUUGGUGAAAAGCCAGGACUCCAAGACUCGUCCCGCUUCUGUCCGCCCCUCCCCCACCGCAAAGGGCUCGGGCAGUGGCGUUAAAGUGGACAGCGUGGACGCGGCGGCGUGUGGCGUGAGGCUCUGUAACGGUAAAGGUGAGUGUGUGUUGCAGGACGGCGCGACCGUGUGCCAGUGCAUGGCUGGGUACAGCGGGCCACACUGUGAGGAGCCGCUGGGGAGCGUUGUCCAGGAGCCGGUCGUUUACGCUGCCGGAGGGCUGUGUGUGGCUGUGAUCGUGCUGGGAGUGACCGUUGGGAUCAUGCAGAAGAGAAAAGCUGCAAAUCAGAGGCAGGCAGGAGCGAGAGAGACCAGAAUGCAAGACCUGGAAAAGAGCGAGUCCGUCCCGGCACCACCAAACAGCAAAGAGUCUGAACAGACUGAGCAGGACGGGGCCUCGGCGGCGGAUUAACCUUCCACACUUCCUGCACUUGAUCAUUAAACAAUAAAGCUUAUUGGAGCAGA
This is a messenger RNA of Pygocentrus nattereri (red-bellied piranha), 4597 nucleotides long. It is a transcript of the gene lrp13a, whose product is annotated as low-density lipoprotein receptor related-protein 13. The record is from RefSeq and is a predicted model, not a curated record. The transcript has 23 exons. Bases 48 to 4544 code for a protein of 1498 amino acids. Gene Ontology annotation, molecular function: protein binding; calcium ion binding. Lineage: Eukaryota; Metazoa; Chordata; Actinopteri; Characiformes; Serrasalmidae.